CCUCCUUCUUGCUACAUUAGUUCCAACACUGACAGUUGCGAAUCAUAUUACUCAAGAAGGUGAGGAGAGUCCAGCCUGGGAGAGGAUUGAUAAACUUAAAGCAAUAAAGCAUCCUGUGAAAUUAGUUCAGGGUAAUUGAUUGACUGAUUUAUUGGUUGAUUGACAAACAUCUACAACUCCAUAGCACAUUGAGCUGUGGUGAACAUUCCACGAGUGUCUGCUGAAAUCGUCUCUUGGCAUUCUUCUGAGACAAUCCUACAAGAUGGAGAGAUCCACACAAGAGCUGUUCCUCAACUUCAUGAUUGUGUUGAUCACUGUGCUGCUGAUGUGGCUUCUGGUGAAGUCUUACCUGGAAUAAAAGGACUAAAUGAUGAUUUUUGGAUCAACCUAAGUCGAUGUUUCCAGUCCCUUCAGUGUUGACAUAGUCUUUACAGUCUCCAUCAACACUAAAGGGGCAGAAGUCAAUGCGCCAUGUACAGUAUCUUCAUACCAAGUGUGUCCUACUGCUCGUACCAUCAACGCCAUUGAUGGUGUGUGGAACGCAAGAUUUGCCCGUUCUUUAUGCAUACAAGGCAGCUUCAUGUUUUUGACACAAUGUUAACCAAAAGUUCCAUCAAUUAUUGAUAAUAAAUACUGUAAAAUGCCUUUACUAUAAGGGGGUGUGGGUUUUCCCCCACAGGAUGUGGUUUUCCGCCACAGAAAUCUAAAAAGAUGUCUUAAUAUAAUAAUUUCUUGUUUUAUCCCACAUUCUGGGACACAAAAAAAUUCAGCUGAAUAAACAAAUGGUUGGAGAAAUUA
This is a messenger RNA of Pelobates fuscus (common spadefoot toad), 798 nucleotides long. RefSeq names its product sarcolipin-like. Bases 263 to 358 code for a protein of 31 amino acids. Gene Ontology annotation, cellular component: membrane. Gene Ontology annotation, molecular function: enzyme regulator activity. The transcript is spliced from 3 exons. The record is from RefSeq and is a predicted model, not a curated record. NCBI's taxonomy places the organism in Eukaryota, Metazoa, Chordata, Amphibia, Anura, Pelobatidae.